Molecule: messenger RNA, 656 nt
Organism: Dipodomys spectabilis (banner-tailed kangaroo rat)
Lineage: Eukaryota; Metazoa; Chordata; Mammalia; Rodentia; Heteromyidae
Gene: Ndufab1
Product: NADH:ubiquinone oxidoreductase subunit AB1
Exons: 5
Coding region: 25-498 (157 amino acids)
Biological process (GO): fatty acid biosynthetic process
Cellular component (GO): mitochondrion
Molecular function (GO): acyl carrier activity; acyl binding
Source: RefSeq, a predicted model, not a curated record
GGUGCAUCCUGGGUUGGCGUAGCCAUGGCGGCUCGUGUCCUUUCGGCUUGUGCCCGCCGCCUGCCCGCGGCCUUGGCGCCGCCGCCGCUGCGGGUCCCCACGCUGGCCCUGGCCCGGCCGCUGAGCACUGCCUUGCGACCCGCGGAGGCCCGGAGGACGGUCGGGGCCACGCACGCGGCCGCGGCGCCUGCGCAGGUGCCAGGGCCUGUGCUGAGGUGGGGCCGCUCCUACAGUGACUUGCCACCCCUGACACUAGAGGGCAUCAGGGACCGCGUACUGUAUGUCUUGAAGCUGUAUGACAAAAUCGACCCGGAAAAGCUCUCAGUAAAUUCCCACUUCAUGAAAGACCUGGGCUUGGACAGUCUGGACCAAGUGGAGAUUAUCAUGGCCAUGGAAGAUGAAUUUGGAUUUGAAAUUCCUGAUACAGAUGCAGAGAAGUUGAUGUGUCCACAAGAAAUUGUAGAUUACAUUGCAGACAAGAAGGAUGUAUAUGAAUAAACCACCAGAACCCUUUCCUCGCAGAGAGGACUCAGAUGAUACCAGAGAGGGUCGAGGGGAGAAGGCGCCUCAGCAGCAGUGGUGGCACAGCCUCUCUGUUGGACUUCUAUUUAAAUUGUCUAAGUGUUUUGCCUUUGAAAAUAAAUCUAUGAAACCAA